CUCUCGUCUUCUUCGCCUUUCUGCUCCGUCCCAGUCCCAGAGAUUCCGCGUCCGUGCUUGCCGAUGGAGGGAGAUCAGGGGAAGGGAGGCGACGGCGCUGGCUCUGGCUCUGGCUCUGGCUCGUCGAAGCAGACAGCACCGUCCAAGAUCGACUCGCCGUCUCUGUUUGCAGAUGUGACCGAGGAGGAGGAGGAGAAAGAGGAGGAGACCGCGCUGGGGCUGCUCGGCGACAAGGGCAAGCGGGCGGCGGCGGCGGCCGGCGGAUCCGGCUCGGCGGCUGGAGCCGACGACACGAGGGGCGAUGCCAAGAGGGCACGCACCGACGUGCCACCUCCGGCUGCUGAUGUCCAUGUGGUACCAGCAGACGUGGCGCUCAACAUCCCCCCGGCUGCUGGCCCCGUGGUGCUUCGUGGUGGUGGUGCGCCGAACCCUCCUCAUCCUCUGCCCGCUGAGCCGGAUCUGGCCGAGCAGGCGGCAGCUGCUGCCAUGAAUGUAUUCAUGAACGCCCUCCAGCCCGCGUCAGAUGUACUGAAAAGUGCCCAUGACCCUGAUCCACAUCUGAAACCGACCUUGACCAGGGCCCAGCUUGGCUAUCUGGUGGAUAAUCCCAUCAUGCUUACUAAUGCUGCACUCUCGGCGCUGGAAAGGGGUGUCCAGCCCAUUACGACUGUGGUGCCACCCCCACCCCAGCCGGUGGCUCCAGGGAUGCCUCCGCCUCCACUAUGCCUCAGGUGCGGCCUGGCUGAUGCGACCACUGCAUUCUUCUCGUCAACCCACAAGUGUGUGUGUGACCCAUGCCAUGAGGCGGUAUUGCUCAACCCUGUCUGGGAGGCGUGCACAAUUUGUUUCAGUGAAACUAUCAAUCGGAUAGUCAACAUUCAGUAAAGAAAUCGGAGGAGUGGAGUGAAGACUGAGAUGGAAAGGCUGUCAAGCUAGAGUGUCGGCAAGGGCCUAGAAGGGAUCUCAUCUCACAUUGUCACAUCCGUGCUGGAUACUAUCAUUUAUGAGACAAUUUAUGUUUGAGACUAUUCAUGUAACCUUAAUAUUUUCUCUGGAUAUUAUUAUGUGAGGUUACUAAUGCGUCAA
This is a messenger RNA of Triticum dicoccoides, 1086 nucleotides long. RefSeq lists its product as uncharacterized. The record is from RefSeq and is a predicted model, not a curated record. The coding region runs from base 64 to 885 and encodes 273 amino acids. The transcript is spliced from 6 exons. NCBI's taxonomy places the organism in Eukaryota, Viridiplantae, Streptophyta, Magnoliopsida, Poales, Poaceae.